This is a messenger RNA of Colletotrichum acutatum, 927 nucleotides long. RefSeq names its product ATP-binding protein. The transcript has a single exon. Lineage: Eukaryota; Fungi; Ascomycota; Sordariomycetes; Glomerellales; Glomerellaceae. The record is from RefSeq and is a predicted model, not a curated record. The coding region runs from base 206 to 802 and encodes 198 amino acids.
UUUCAGCGGUGGCUCUGAAUGCCAAAGAGAAUCGAUAAAUAUAUUCGGAACAUGAAGCACUUCUGAGCUUAGUUGCCUCUUUCUUCGCUUCACCCCAAGCCGUCGAGUCUGUAAAGAAACUCUACAGGAGAACAGUGCCACAGAGAACCUGGACAGAAACCCACUCGGUCACGGACACGGUCAACUCAGUGGCUCAGCUAUCAUAAUGCCUUUCAAAGAUUCGAGUCCGCCACAGCGGCUUUUUGUCCAGAUGUCAGGAGCCCCGGGCGCAGGCAAAAGCACCACAGCGAAUCUCCUAGUCCAGCCUUUUGAUGCCGUCAUCCUCGAUCUUGACGUUAUCAAGUCCUCUCUCCUCGACAAUGGGGUUCCAUUUGAGCAGGCCGCAAAGCUAGCUUACUCGACGCUCUGGGCGCUCGCCGGCAGCAUGCUCAAACAAGGCCGCAACCUCAUUGUGGACUGCACCUGCAAUUAUGAAGAAGUCAUCACUUGUGGAACGGCCUUGGCGAAAGCGGCUAACUUUGAGUACUGGUACAUCGAGUGCAGACCUCAAGUUGACAUUGAUGUGCUGGACCAAAGGUUGCAGACGAGAGUAGCGAUGAGAAGCCAGCGCACGGGGGUACGCAGUCCUCCUGUUGACACUCCUGUUGACAAUGAUAUAUCCCGAGGAUACGAGGAACAGGAGGCCUUGUUUCGAAGGUGGAUCGGAAACCCGUAUAGACCCGAUAAGAAUGUGAUUGUCGUCGAUACAUCGAAAGACCCAGAUGAGUGCCGAGAGCAGGUCUUGAGCGCAAUCGAAGUAUGACCAGACCCAAGGAGUCGGGGAGAACCAGGGUGGACUUAGAUUUUAGGUGACAGGAAGCUGACCCUAGCGAGUGGACAAGAUUAGUUGCAAAUUCAGGUUGGAUGAAUCCUUGCUCCAUUUACUUA